Messenger RNA from Penicilliopsis zonata CBS 506.65, 447 nucleotides. RefSeq lists its product as hypothetical. Gene Ontology annotation, biological process: nuclear-transcribed mRNA catabolic process, deadenylation-dependent decay; mRNA export from nucleus in response to heat stress; positive regulation of translational initiation. NCBI's taxonomy places the organism in Eukaryota, Fungi, Ascomycota, Eurotiomycetes, Eurotiales, Aspergillaceae. The record is from RefSeq and is a predicted model, not a curated record. Gene Ontology annotation, cellular component: P-body; RNA polymerase II, core complex. Gene Ontology annotation, molecular function: nucleotide binding; translation initiation factor binding. Bases 1 to 447 code for a protein of 148 amino acids. The transcript has 3 exons.
AUGAACGUCCAGCUCCCACCCCCCACCCAUCGCAAGCGCGUUCUUCCCCAAGGCGAGCUCGAGGCAGCGUCUACCCUCAAGCUGGGCGCGGAUCAGAACACGCACACCCUCUCGCUGUCUGAGGCGCGGCUGGUUAUCAACAAGGUGCUGGAGAAUAAGCGUCGUGGGGGCAAGAAAUAUGAGGAGCCGGAAAAUCUUACCAAAACCCUGGAUUACCUUGAAGUCUUUGCUCGGUUCAAGGAUGAGGAGAACAUCAAGGCUGUGGAGCGUCUGCUGAAUUCGCAUACGGAACUGGAGAUGUUCGAGCGCUCGCAGCUGGGGAGCCUGUGCUGCGACAACGCCGAGGAAGCAAAGUCGCUGAUUCCGAGUCUGCAGAACAAAAUCUCCGACGGGGAUCUGCAGGAGCUGCUGGACGAGUUGACCAAGUUGCGCAAUUUCACGGAGUGA